GUUCUGGAACACUCUAGACUCCCCGGGCAGGGCUGGAGCCAAGAUUGUAGCAUUCAGAGGCCUUCCCAGCCUCAGUGGGCUCCCCCACCACUCCCCAGCAGGCCUCAUGUGGGUGCUGGCAUUAGGUGGGGUGUUCCUGGCGACCACCCAGGCCUGUAUCCUCUGCCAGCUCUCAGCUCGAGACCUGUCGGGCCGCCUGGCCCACGUGUGCAGCCAAGUGGAGGCUAAGUGGAAGGACUGUGGGGCCUCCUGGAACUUUCCGGCCUUUGCCUUAGAUGAGGUGUCCAUGAACAGAGUCAUAGAGAAGACUCACCGAGUCCUGAGGGUUAUGGAGAUCAAAGGGUCUUUCUCCUCCCUCCCCUUGUACCAGCUUUGGCUGCAAAAGAUCAAGCUCCCCCAGUACACCCGGGAAGCUCUCUGCGCGCCUGCCUGCCGGGGCAGAACCACCCUCUACAACUGCUCCACCUGCCAGAGCACCCAGGUGCUCUGCUGGCCCAAAAAGCGCUGCUUCCCAGGAAGUCACGAUCUUCGGGAAGCCAGGAUCCUGCUCCUCUCUGUCUUGAUAGCUGCCCUGCUGCUGGGCAUCCUGAGCCUCGUGGUGGAGUCCAAUUACUUCAAACCAAAAGAGGACCUGUGAAGACACUGCCAGCCUCCCAGCCUCCACUCCUAAAGGGCAGGAGCCCACCACCUCCACUCCCCUUGGAGGGAAUCAGCCAGCCCUUUAGCUCCCAUCCCGAAGGCUCAGCCUUCCACACCCUGAAGCCCAAUGUCCCCAAGGUCCCGGGGUCAGAUGGCCUCUGGGGACCCAGGCACCCACAGGGGGAACAUUCCCCUGCCCCGCCGCCCCAGCCCUCUACGAAUCAGAUGGGAGCAGUCACUGAUUCCAGGAAAAUAUCUACAGAAGGAAAGAAUCCCCUCCAGGCACCACCCCUCCCACACCCCCUCCUGCCUAUUCUCGGAAGCGGGGGCUGGCUGCCCCAGAAGCUACUCUUGGGGCUCUUAUGACUGAUUGGGAAUCCGGGAAUAAGUGCCUGGAAGCCGCCCUCCCUCUAGAGUUGAGACCACAUCAGUCAGCCUGCUAGCAGGCUAUCCCUCCAUUUAACAUUGUGAAGCCUUGGCCUCCCACGGAGGCCUCCCUCCUGCCAAGAUGGAGUAAACCUGCUGUCAAAUGGCCUCCA
Molecule: messenger RNA, 1178 nt
Organism: Canis lupus familiaris (dog)
Lineage: Eukaryota; Metazoa; Chordata; Mammalia; Carnivora; Canidae
Gene: TMEM95
Product: transmembrane protein 95
Exons: 7
Coding region: 107-637 (176 amino acids)
Biological process (GO): fusion of sperm to egg plasma membrane involved in single fertilization
Cellular component (GO): acrosomal membrane; sperm plasma membrane
Source: RefSeq, a predicted model, not a curated record